Messenger RNA from Paracoccidioides brasiliensis Pb18, 246 nucleotides. RefSeq lists its product as uncharacterized. The record is from RefSeq and is a predicted model, not a curated record. Bases 1 to 246 code for a protein of 81 amino acids. The transcript is spliced from 2 exons.
AUGGAUCAACAACGAGAUGGCGGAAAUUUCUCACUCUCACUGAGCGCAAUUACCUAUCAAACUGGAACUGGAACUGGAACUGGAACUGGAACUGGCAACAAUCGAGUUGUUGAUGACCAGUACGUUGUGAAGGUUCUCCACGUCCUUCAGGGCGCGCGAGAGACGAGAGUAGCUGCAUGGCUGAGAGAAGAGGGAGACCGACGACGGCUGGUUGAAGGGAAGGACCUUGGGGUUAACUUCACGUAA